CAACAUAGUUGGGAAAAGGCUAGGCCAAUGAUGAUAACAAAAAUGUCGACGAAAUUUUGAAGACGAAACUACAAUUAAACCGCAGUGACAUUAAUAAUAUGCACGCGGUGGUUUUGUUAUCACUAAUAGUGAUAUCUUCUAGACAACCUUUAAAUUCCAACUAAAAUUGUCAUACAUAUAUUCAUAGAUAUGUUAUGCCUAGGUCUGAAUAACACUGGUGAUUUAACAGUUCGAAGUUCAGUAACAUUUUAUCUGGAUCAUUAUAGACAAAAAUAUUGUUGUUGAUUUGUUAACAUGACUUGAGAACUGUGAUGUGUUUUUUGAGUUGUUUUUUAUGAAUUACUGAAAUCAAAUUUAAAUCUGAAUCCAUAAUUUUAGGAAACGAUGUUAUUAGGAUUCGAGGAACACAAUGUGAUAUUCGGUGUAACUUUUUCGAUAAAAAACCACCAAAAUAGUCAAAAUACUUUAUUUCCUAAAUGAGAACAAAUCAAGGCCUUCCAAGAAAUAUUUUGCAACCGAAGUCACAUAUUUAGAUAUAUUAAAGCGUUUAAUUAGAAAUCAUGUAUGACACAUAGGUUUGAGGUCAAGACUACUGAUAAUAAGUUGUUUAAAUAAUUAAGUGCGAUGCAACUCAUAACAGUUAUAAUAACAGACGAGUUAACAUCUGUCUGUAAAAUCUGUACAGAAAACAUAGUGUAAUAAAAUGAAGCAGUAUCUAGUGCUUGUUGUGUUGCUAAGUGUCGUAGCGCAUUCACAAUGUGGACUUAUCGAUGGACUUCUGGGCACAGUGAAGGACACAGCGCACUCCGUCACGUCCAGUGUGGGAGGUGCUCUACACUACGGCAAGAACAUGGUGUUCGGGAGUAGUGAAACGAAUGCCGAAGGACACACUGUUACAAAACCAGGCAUAGUCGGGAGAAUAACACAUAAAAUCCACGAUGUCUCCGACAACGUAAGAAACGAAAUCCGACACAUAUUCACGAUAACUGAUAACGACGCCCAUGGAGGACUCCUAAGUAGAGCACUUAAUAAAGUCAAGAAAUUAACAGUUGAUAUAAGAGACUUUUUCUUCGGUAGUCAGGUACGAAUCGUUUACAAGCCUGUAAGAUUGAAUAACGAUACUAACACACUUUGCGAUAAACUUAGAAGAUACAUCCUGAGCAAAAAUACAGGCAAGAAUAGUACUGGUUUAAUGCAAACGAUCAUGUCUAUUCAGGAUGCCUUAGAUAGGAUGAAGAAAAAUAUGAGUAAAAAUAGUGAACCGAAAGGUGAAGAACCAAAUUAUGAUGGUACCGGUUUACUUGACAUCAGAACAUUACCUAUAAACAACAACAAUGACGAAAUUCCGUUCGGAAUUCAUCCAAGCUCAGGCGCAUUUGAUCCCGCUCUUAAUAAUGUAUUGGAUACAGUUUCCAAACAAACUCAAAAAGCAGAAAGUUCAAUAAACUCUCUGAAACAAAGCACGAAUGAUUUUCUUGAAAACCAGAAAAAUAAUUUGAAUAAUAAUUAUAAUAGAGUCAAUGAUGGAGCAAGUAAGUUGAAAGGAAAUUUAGACAAUACCCUAAGUAAUGUAGGUAAUUAUGUAAAAACUGAAAGAGAUAAAGCAACAGAUGAAAUGAAGAAUACUUAUAAUAAUAUAAAUAGCAGAGUAAAGGAAGGUGGAAAUAAAAUGAGAACCAAUCUGGAUAAUGCCGUAAAUGAAGGUGCAAUACAUUUUAGAGAUGAAACAGAGAACGCUGCUAAUACUAUAAGUAGUGGUUACAAAAAAGUAGAUUUUGAUGAGAAUAAUCUAUUAGGAGAUAUACACUAAGAACGAGGCAUUAAUUAAUUUAAAGUACGUAAUAAAGGUUAAAUUGAUAAAAA
Messenger RNA from Trichoplusia ni (cabbage looper), 1863 nucleotides. RefSeq names its product probable serine/threonine-protein kinase fhkE. Lineage: Eukaryota; Metazoa; Arthropoda; Insecta; Lepidoptera; Noctuidae. The transcript has a single exon. The coding region runs from base 704 to 1810 and encodes 368 amino acids. The record is from RefSeq and is a predicted model, not a curated record.